AUGGGAUCCAGAACAAGACGUCAAACAAUAAGCAAACUCCAAAAAGAUAUGUUAACAUUAAGGUCGGUAAAAUAUUCAGAUAAUCAAGAGGAAGAAGAGAUAAUAAACAACAGACGCAGUCCUCUCAAGAAACGUAUAACCUCAACGUAUUCUAGAACUGAGACAAUGUCUUCAAAAGAUAGCACAAGAUUCAACAAGUCAGAGGCAGGCACAGCAAAUUUUACCUCAGGAAAUGAAAGAUCAACAAACUUCUGUUUAUAUGAUUGGGAGACAUGUUCAGAAAAUAUUACUCAAAUAGAGCGUAAAUUGAAAAGAUGGCAUUAUGAAGUCGAUAUGUUGUAUGAAGGCAAAACAUCUGUUACAAAUCGAAUAAGUUCUCUUAAAAGUUGUGAAGAAAUAAAUACGUCUAAACACAUAAUACCUGGUAAACAAAUCUUGAUCAAAACACCUAACAUGAAUACUCUGAGUACAAGAAAACCAUCAAAAGUCAAUCGAAUUCCCACGGAAGACACAACGAAUGAUCUUUGUAAAUCUGUUCGAUUUGAAGGUAAUAAACGUAAGAAUGAAGUAAAUGAAAUACUUUCAAGUCAAAAUGAUGAAGUAAAAAGUGUUGAACAAAGCAUACAAAUGGAAACGUCUAUUCAAGAUAACUGUGAUGAUACUAUUGAUGCAGAGAAUCAGUUAAAUGAUGACGAUAAAGACAAUGACAAGACUGUUCUAAAUGCUAGUCAAAAACUUGAGAAAAUGACAAAUGAAUUGAAGUCAAUACUUAGUAGAAUACGUCCAGUUUCAUCGAGUUACGGUUAUGUUUUGACCAGCAGAUCUACCAUUGCAUCAAGAAAUGCUAAAUCUGCCAGAAUGGAUGAAAACAAAGGAAAUGAAACUCGAAGAAGUACAGUGGGUAGUUUAAGUGGUAAGCGUACCAUCAGCAGUUAUACAACUCCAAAAGAAUAUCGUGAACUACGUGAACAGUUACGUCGACAAGAAAAUGAAAUGUCUCGUUUUCGUGUAUCACUUGUUAUAUAA
This is a messenger RNA of Trichobilharzia szidati, 1026 nucleotides long. Lineage: Eukaryota; Metazoa; Platyhelminthes; Trematoda; Strigeidida; Schistosomatidae. The record is from the annotation of a GenBank genome assembly.